This is a messenger RNA of Podarcis lilfordi (Lilford's wall lizard), 5869 nucleotides long. NCBI's taxonomy places the organism in Eukaryota, Metazoa, Chordata, Lepidosauria, Squamata, Lacertidae. The record is from the annotation of a GenBank genome assembly.
AUGGCAACCUCAUCUUAUUUCCCCACACAGAGAAAGGCGAAGAUUUCCUCCUCAGAGAACGAAGCAUUGAAGGUGAAGAGAACAUUAUUUGAGUCAGGAUCAUGGAAGGUUACUAAUCCUGCUUCAUAGUUCACAAGCACAUGGAUCUUCUUUGGCCGAAUCCCUUUUGGGUUGAACGUAAGGGGUUGCGUGCUUGUCAAGGAUGAUGAUCCCAGAGAUAUACCAGGAGGAGUGGAAGCAUAAUAUGAACCAGCAGAAAUCCUCCCAGUAGCCCAGAUCCCAAUUCCAUCAUUCAAACUGACAAUAUGGUACUCCCUUAAAGACUCCUUGACAACCCCCACAGCUGAGAAGUUCUCGUUCCCUAUAUUCACUAUCCAGGAAUGGAUCCCUGAGGUGAUUCUCUCAACUCCCAUAGCAUAGGAACAACAAUUAAUGUUAUUUGAGAAUAUGGCGACAAAGUGUGGUUGGUUCAUAUACGUGGUUGUUGCUUGGCUAUACGUUGCUUGGACUCUGGGGUUGCGGCGCUCAUCUCGCUUUAUUGGCCGAGGGAGCCGGCGUACAGCUUCCGGGUCAUGUGGCCAGCAUGAAUAAGCCGCUUCUGGCGAACCAGAGCAGCGCACGGAAAUGCCGUUUACCUUCCCGCCGGAGUGGUAGCUAUUUAUCUACUUGCACUUUGACGUGCUUUCGAACUGCUAGGUUGGCAGGAGCAGGGACCGAGCAACGGGAGCUCACCCUGUCGUGGGGAUUCGGACCGCCAACCUUCUGAUUGGCAAGUCCUAGGCUCUGUGGUUUAACCCACCCACGUCCAAACAUCCAAAACAAAUCUAUACAGAAUUACCACUUCCCCAGUGGCACAAAACAUUUGCUAGAACAGUGGUUCUCAACCUGUGGGUCCCCAGAUGUUGUUGGACUACAACUCCCAUAAUCCCUGAGCUCUGGCUUUGCUAGCUAGGGGUGAUGGGAGUUGUAGUUCAACAACAUCUGGGGACCCACAGAUUGAGAAAGGCUGUGCUAAAAGAAAGGAGGCAGAGCAGUCUAUCGUCACAUCUCUAGGUUUCCAGGGAGAUCAGAUGUCUGCAGUGUAUUUCAAUGACAAAAAAACAAAUAGAGAUAUUUAGCCACUAAUUGUUGAGCUCCUGAUCAUUUUCCAGUAAUAGAAAAUGUUCAAUGUGUAUAUCCCUCCCACUCCUGCUGUCACAGCCAAGAUAAUAUAAUAAUAAUUUAUUAUUUAUACCCCACCCAUCUGGCUGGGUUUCCCCAGCCACUCUGGGCAGCUUCCAGCAAAACACUAAAAUACAAUAACCUAUUAAACAUUAAAAGCUUCCCUGAACAGGGCUGCCUUCAGAUGUCUCCUAAAAAGUCUGGUAAUUGUUCUUCUCUUUGACAUCUGGUGGGAGGGUGUUCCACAGGGCAGGUGCCACUACCGAGAAGGCCCUCUGCCUGGUUCCCUGUAACUUGGCUUCUCACAGCGAGGGAACCGCCAGAAGGCCCUUGGCGCUGGACCUCAGUGUCCAGGCAGGACGAUGGAACCUACAAUGGGAUCUUAUUACAUAUGUGCUUGAGAAUUUGGACUCCAUCUGCCCUGACUUACCUAUCAACAUGACUGGAGACUUUAAUGCCAAGGGUGGGAAGUGUAUACAAAAGAAUGGGGGGUCCUGGAUCCUUCUGUUCUCCCAGACUUCUGUUUUUGGGACCAUAGAUCACAGGAUCCAGUAAUCGAUUUGGCGGGAAACUCAAUGGCACCCCUCUGGAGGCUUCACCCGGGGCAGAAACCCGGGCUAGACCUGCCCCUCCCCCUGAGCGGGACACAGAAGAAUGCAGCAACCCGUGAGUUCAGCCCACCCACCUGUUGUGUGUUUAUGGUGGAUGGGGGGGGGGGAAAUGGUGCUCUUUUCAGUGCAUUCUGCAUGGAAAGCAAAUGGCCUUUCAGGGGAGAGAGGCCUUCCCCACCAGACUGCUGCAUUUGGGAGGGGGUAGUAUACUGCCUUUUGCUCAUAAGAGGGGCUUCCUUCAUGAUUGAAAAGGGGUGUGUGUGUGUGUGUGUGUGUGUGUGUGUGUGUGUGUGUGUCUGUGUGUGUGUGUGUGUGUGUGUUUGUUUGUUGCAAGCUCAUAACUCACAAAGAAUUAUUAGCUACAUUUCCUUUCAGGAUUCUGCAUAUAACUUAAGUGCAGGUCUGUUGUGUUUUUUAAUAUAGUGGUACCUCGGGUUACAUACGCUUCAGGUUAGAUACGCUUCAAGUUACAGACUUUGCUAACCCAGAAAUAGUGCUUCAGGUUAAGAACUUUGCUUCAGGAUGAGAACAGAAAUCGCAUGGCGGUGGCACAGCAGCAGCGGGAGGCCCCAUUAGCUAAAGUGGUGCUUCAGGUUAAGAACAGCUUCAGGUUAAGAACGGACCUGAGGAACGAAUUAAGUACUUAACCCGAGGUACCACUGUAUAUGGGUAAAAAUUGCCUACACUUGAAAACGUUGGCAGCAUAAAUUCAACAGUGUAACUUAAGUUCUUAACCCGAGGUACUAUUUCUGGGUUAGCGGAGUCUGUAACCUGAAGCGUCUGUAAUCUGAAGUGUAUGUCACCCGAGGUACCACUGUAUUCAAUAAACAUUUGCCAAUCUUCUUUAAACGUAUGUUCCUCUAGUUCUCUUAUUCUAUAUGUUAAGUCUGCAGGCUACGCAUAUUCCAUCAGCUUAAGUUGCCAUUCUUCUUUAGUUGGGACCUCACUCAUUUUCCAUUUUUGGGCUAACAAAACACGGCCUGCAGUAGUGGCAUACAUAAAUAGCCUUUUUUGACACCUGGGAAUUUCCAUCUGAAUUAUCCCCAACAAAAAGGACUCUGGUUUUGUUCUUUGUUUUUUCAGAAAAGUACUUUUAAACAUUUUUUAAAAUUCAUUAUAAACUGUUUCCCAAUACCCUUUUGCCCUUUUACAAGUCCACCACAUAUGAUAGAACGUACUCUUAGCCUCAUUGCCUCUUGUAUAAUUAUUCUAAUGGGACGACCUGUUAAAAUUUUGCAGUUUGCUGCAGAAGCUGGACGUUUGCUUGCUUGUAUCAUUUCUGUUUCGCAGCUUUGCCUUUCUAAUUCUGGACCCGUCUGCUAGCGAUUGGUGCUUCCUUCUUGGGAGCCAGUGUGGUGUAGUGGUUAAGAGCGAUAGACUCGUAAUCUGGGGAACCGGGUCUGCGUCCCCGCUCCUCCACACGCAGCUACUGGGUGACCUUGGGCUAGUCACACUUCUUUGAAGUCUCUCAGCCCCACUCACCCCACAGAGUGUUUGUUGUGGGGGAGGAAGGGAAAGGAGAAUGUGAGCCGCUUUGAGACUCCCUAGGGUAGUGAUAAAGCGGGGUAUCAAAUCCAAACUCUUCUUCUUCUUCUACAGAACACAUGGAUGGAACGGAACUCCGAAGGAUGGGUCUGUGACAUCACAGCUGCAAAGACCAAUGAGAAUCAAGCCACAUUCUCUCCUGUCCUCUUCCCAACUCCCAUGGAUGCUAGUAGGAACCCAGACACAAAAGUAAGUUCAUUUCCACGAGUUACUGACUGCGGCGUUCUCCCCACAAUCUCACCUUCAGCCCUGAGCUACCCUCAGCUGUGCCCGUGACUUCAGUUCUGGGCCAAGACCCCCUUGUUGUCCUCCUUUCCCUUUCAGUCCUUGUUCCUAAGGGUUCACAACUGAUAUAAUUUGACAGAAACAAUUAACCCUCAAGCAUCCUUUCAUUAGCAUCUUUUCAUACGCACAUUUGGCUUGAUAAAGUCCAGCUGCGUGCUCAUCCAUUGCAUACUUGCGUGGGCUACACCGAGGUUCUAAGCCACUUCAUGGACAGGUCAGAGGACUUCUAGGUUGAGAUAUGGAGGAGAGAGGGUGCAGCCUUGCACCUGAGAGUUGUUAUUGAAGUAAGUCCUGUUCAGAGUAGAUGCCAAUAAAUUAAUGGACUUGAGUCAUGUCCAUUAACUCCAUUAGAACUACUCUGAAUAAGACAAUGGAGACAACCCACUGUUGUUCAUUUUUACAAGCCCAUGUACUGAAUAGAGGGAUGCAGGUGGCGCUGUGGUCUAAACCACUGAGCCUCUUGGGCUUGCCAAUCGGAAGGUCAGCGGUUCGAAUCCCCGCGACGUGGUGAGCUCCCGUUGCUCUCUCCCAGCUCCUGCCAACCUAGCAGUUUGAAAGCACACCAGUGCAAGUAGAUAAAUAGGUACUGCUCCGGUGAGAAGGUAAACGGCAUUUCCAUGCGCUCUGGUUUCUGUCACGGUGUUCCAUUGUGCCAGAAGUGGUUUAGUCAUGCUGGCCACAUGACCCAGAAAGUUUUUUGUCGGCUCCCUUGGCCUGAAAGCAGAGAUAAGCGCUACACCCCAUAGUCGCCUUUGACUGGACUUAACCGUCCGGGGUCCUUUACGACUGCAUAGAGGUAAAUGUUACAUUCAUUCGCAGGUUCUAAGAGUCAGCACUAUGCAAGGGCGAGCUUCACCUGCUACGUUCUGAAUAUCAAACCACUCUUUAGCACUUGGUUGGCGCAGACGGAAGUUCACCUUUUCUCCGGAUUUGCAUUUGCUCUGAACAGCACCAGAUUUAGGGCAGUGUGAGCUGAAGGGGUGCGAAACUGAGAAGAUCGAUAACUGAGAAGGUGCAUUUGGAAUUUUGGCACCAUAUUAUGAAAGAUUACCAAAGCCCACACCUGCUCUGAUUUAGCACUAAAUAGCAGAUUUCCUCUGGGGAAGAAGGAAACCACUCAGACCCGUGCUUAGAAAGUGUGGGUUAAGUGGAGAACUGCUCAGACACAUGGGAGAAGCCUGCACCUCCAUCACUAGUUGUGUACGAAAACAUCCUGGAAUGCAUCCCUUUGCAGAUUGGCUUUAUUUCUCUUGCGUUUCUGUGUCUUUGGCAAAAAUAAUAAUACUGGUAGUGCUUUUCAUUCAGCAGCCGGUCUGACCAUCUUCUUUGUCUGACCUCACCCUCAUGCAAUCACUGAUCAAGCCUUAAAGGGGUGGGGAGAAAGGAGGCCACAUUCUCUUGUCCAUGGUGGGUGGGGGACAGAGGCAAAAAUGGGCAGGGCCAGAGAUGCACCUCAUAAACACUCCUCUCUCCAUCUGGACUCGCAAGAGGCAGGAUCACAGUUCAAGGGACUCAAGGAGGCAGCCAAGCAGGGGUGGUAAGGGCUGGGGCCUGGGGAGAGGAGGUCUGCCCUGGGGAGAUGUAAAGGGAUUGUCCAGACAGUUACACAACACUGACCUUUGCACUCUCUUAGGAAACUUCUCGGUUUUCCUAAGUGUUUACCCAUGCAAGGCCUCUUCCCCAGCCUUGCCAUAAAGGUAAAGGUAAAGGGAACCCGGACCAUUAGGUCCAGUUGUGGACGACUCUGGGGUUGCGGCGCUCAUCUCACUUUAUGGGCCGAGGGAGCUGGCGUACAGCUUCCGGGUCAUGUGGCCAGCAGGACUAAGCCGCUUCUGGCGAAACCAGAGCAGCACAUGGAAACGCCGUUUACCUUCCCGCCGGAGCGGUACCUAUUUAUCUACUUGCACUUUGACGUGCUUUCGAACUGCUAGGUUGGCAGGAGCAGGGAUCGAGCAACGGGAGCUCACCCCGUUGCGGGGAUUCAAACCGCUGACCUUCUGAUCAGCAAGUCCUAAGCUCUGUGGUUUAACCCACAGCGCCACCAUAAUUCCUGGCGGCUGGCCAUGUUGGCUGGGGCUGAUGCGAAUUGUGGUCCUCAACAACAUCUGGAGGGCAACACAUUGGCUGUCCCUGUCCUGGAGGAACCAGGCACAUGAUCACCAUUAUCAAACGGGCACCGGUUGCCACUUCUGUACAGUGACGGAUUCCAUUCUGAGAUGCCUGCUUUCUUCUCCAGGUCUUGGAGGACCAUUGAUGCCACUGCAUGA